GUCAGUGCGGGUAUUGUAAUUGUACAGCGUUGCACUGGGAGAGCCGUCCGAGGAAAACCGAUUCAAAGUCAGUGAACUCGGGAAUGAUCGGGUUUGUAUUGGUUGCCACUGUCUCGCAGCGCUGCCCUGCAUCACGGGGCCAAAAGUAAACAGAGACCGAGCGAGAGGCGAGCAGCGGCCGUGGGAUGAGCGCACAUCAUCGGCUAACUAACGUCACGUAGCCCCGCCGUCUCGAAACCUAACGCGUAAAAGAAAGCCAGGGAGAUAUCAGCUUCGACAGGAGGAGGAAAACGCCGGUGGGUGACGAUAAAGUUUGACCACUCCGCGCUGAGGUUAUUUUGUAUGGAGAUGCUGUGCUUCCGGUUGCCUGGCCACGGGGACACCACCCUGAAGCACAUGAAUUCGCUGAGGGCCCGCCAGCAUUUCUGCGACAUCACCAUUGUGGCCAGUGAAAAUCAGACGUUCAGGGGCCAUAAGGUGGUUUUGGCAGCAUGCUCGCCUUUCCUGCGUGACCAGUUCCUCCUCAACCCCUCCCCCAAGCUUCAGGUGUCAAUGCUCCAUAGCUCCACGGUAGUGUGUGAUCUGCUCCAGUCUUGCUACACUGGGGUGCUUCAGUUCAACCCAGAGGAGAUCGUCAACUACCUGACGGCUGCCAGUUACCUGCAGAUGGAGCAUAUUGUUGAACGCUGCCGAGGAGCACUGAAGAAGUACAUGCAGCCGAGGAACCCUGGUCCAUCAGGGGUGAGGACGGAGGAGAGCCAGUCUAGAGCAGUGAUAGUCAGCGGCAGCUCUCACUCGGUUGCCUCCAUGUCUCCCCCCACUAACCGACCUUCGCCGUUACAGCCACACAGUCCUGCAGGACACUCCCUGGAUGACAACAAUACUGAGAAACACACUCAGGCCAGUGAUCAACACCAUGAUGACAGUCCCGUGCUGGAUGACUCUACUAUUAAGAUUAAUGCAUCAGAUGAGGAGGAAGAGGCCAGGCAGGAGGACUACGACGUGUUCAGAGUGUACAUCCCCGAAGAGGAGCAGAGAGACAGGGAGGAGGAAAGAGGAGCUCCUGGUGACGGGCCUCAGGAUGCUUGUUACUCGGAAACAGAUGCCGUCAUCGUCGGAGGGGAAGGAGGCGAGUACGGCCUGAAUCUAACAGAACAGGAUCUGACCGCCGCCGGCUUCUCGAGGGAGGGACUCCCAGUGGAAGGGCUCCGCGCUUUCAGACGCAGACUGUCUGAACCUAAAGUUGGCCGGGGUAGAGGGAGGGGCAGGGGGAGGGGCUUCAAGAGGAGGAGGUGGGUGUCGUCUCAGGAGAAAAGGCCUCCAGGUGUGGCUCACCAUCAGGACCUGUGGUACCUGGCCACCGCUGGGAUGGGAGGCAGCUUUGGGCUGGAUUACACCCAAGAAGGGCUGAAGGUAGGAAAUUACCUCUCGGUUGACCUCCAGAGGGUGGACUUCAGCAUGGGGGAGGCUCAGGGAGAUGAGGUCACCCCCAUGGCCGCCAACAGCAUGGCUCAGUACGCCUUGGAGGAGUCGAGCUGCAGUGCUGGAGAGGGGAGCUCUGGGCUGGGGACCGUGCCGACAGAUGAGGGUGGGGAUGAGUCCGUGGCAGUGGUGGGCUCCACCUCUAGUGUAGCGGGGCCUGUGAUCUGCGAGCACUGCGGCAUGACGUUCCCCUCAGCUCACUCCCUGGCAAUCCACUCCCGCUCCACCCACCUGCUGUACGCCUGCCCCUGCUGCGGCAAGCAUUUCCAUCACUCCGCCAACCUAACGAGGCACAUGGCCGUCCACCGAGGGGCCGGCAAGACCCACCAGUGCCCCCUGUGCUACAAGACCUUCACCCAGAAGUCCACGCUGAUAGACCACAUGAACCUCCAUAGUGGCGAGCGCCCGCACCGCUGUGCCUACUGCCACGCCCGCUUUGCCCACAAGCCCGCUCUGAGGCGCCACCUGAAGGAACAGCACGGCAAAACCACAGGGCAGAACUCGCUACAUGAGCAAGAAGAGAGGGAGAGGGAGCAGGGAGGAGGAAUAAGAGAGGAGGAGCAGGAACGCCCAGUCACUGAGCAAGUGUCAUAAGCCAAAACAAGCAAAGACAAAGGCACUGAAAUGUCUAAAUGUCUGGACAUACACAGACUUCACAGCUCAUUGCAUUAAACCUGGCAGGGUUUUGAGCUAUCCAGUCAAGUUAUUCAACGUGGAGUUGCAGUUAUCGCAUGGGCGAUAAAAGAGUCCACAAUUUUCGACCUUGAGUUGAUACUGAGAACUAAGGCUUUUAAAAUCCUGUGAAGACUGAAGUCUUGUCACAAUCAAUGAGUUGUCUUUUUAAAAUGUCCUUUCCAUAAGUCAGAAAGGCAUACAUACUAAGUAAUGAUGUGGCAAGCAAGGACCUCUCACAAUAGCGAGAUAGACAGCCAAUAAUAGGCUAGAGAAGUAAAAAUCAUUAAAAAAAAUAAAAAACAUAUCUAACUAAUAUACAAUCUCCUAACACUAUUUGCAUUGCAUUAAACUGUUUUCUUUUUUGCACUCAGAUUCAGAAUGUGUGUAUUUGUUUGUGCAUCCACAUCAACAAGCCAAAGUUGUGAUUCAUUCAAGAAUCACUGAUGGUGUGAAUGCUGCAGCCGACACAGCAGUGAUAUUCACCUAAUAUAAGCUCUUUGUAAUUGAAGUGCCCCAUUUUGAAGUAGUCAGUUCACCCAUCAGUAAAAAAAAAAAAAAUGUAUACAUGUUCAGAUGUAUAGUGUUUUCUCUGAAUAAAAUCAGAAAGUUUUGCAGGUUCUCCUCUU
Messenger RNA from Myripristis murdjan (pinecone soldierfish), 2783 nucleotides. RefSeq names its product zinc finger and BTB domain-containing protein 12. Bases 343 to 2076 code for a protein of 577 amino acids. Gene Ontology annotation, biological process: regulation of transcription by RNA polymerase II. The transcript has 5 exons. Gene Ontology annotation, molecular function: protein binding; DNA-binding transcription factor activity, RNA polymerase II-specific; RNA polymerase II cis-regulatory region sequence-specific DNA binding. Lineage: Eukaryota; Metazoa; Chordata; Actinopteri; Holocentriformes; Holocentridae. The record is from RefSeq and is a predicted model, not a curated record.